GGGAGUAUGGGAGCGUGGGAGUUUUGCAGUGGCUGCGGCCUUCGCCGUAGCGUUUUCGUUAGGCGUAGUUUUCUGCUUUGUCUGCUCUGGCAGCGCGAGGCUGUCAUUAGUCCCGGAUUGCUUUGUCCCGAAGUCCCUUGAAGGCACCCCCCCAUUCCCCCAGAUGGCGUCCACGCUCGCGACAACCGAGGCCCAGGGACCAAUGCUGUUUGAAGAUCUGGCUGUGUAUUUUUCUCAAGAGGAGUGUGUGAGUCUGAACCCUGUCCAGCGGUCCCUCAGCAGAGAUGCCACACAGGAGGGUUUUGAGGAUGUGGCCUUGAUGGGAGAGGAAAACAAGACUGAGGUGAAUCACCAGUUAAGCCUAGAGUCUGUGAAACUUGAAGAGCUUACCCUAGACAAUUACCCCAUUACUGCACCCCUUGUCCAGUACUCAGAAAACUCCUCUGAGGAUGGAGUUGGAAAUCCUGAAGGGAAAAUACCAGGUGCAGCUCCCCCUUACAAGAAAAAGUUCAUAAGCCUUUUAGUUACCAUUGAGAACCAUACCCCAUUAGUAGAAUUAUCUCAAUGUUUAGGAACCAGAACACUUUCUGAAAUUCUAGAAUUUCCCUGGGAAGAAGCCAACAAUGUGUACAAGUGUCCUGAAUGUGACCAAAGCUUCAGUGAUAAUUCAUACCUUCUUUCGCAUCAGAAAAUUCAUUCAGGAGACAAGAAAUAUAAAUGUGGUAACUGUGGAAAGAUUUUCAAUCAUAGAGCCAACCUGAGGACACACAGUAGAAUCCAUACUGGUAAGAAGCCUUAUAAGCGUGCCAAGUACAGUGCCGGCUUUCGCCGGCACUCAUAUCUGUCUCGGCACAAGAAUAGCCACAUAAAGAAGAAACCCUAUACAUGUAGCAUAUGUGCAAGAGGUUUUAUGUUGCUCCCCGGAUUGACACAGCAUCAGAAAACCCACAAUGUUGAAAAACCCUAUGAAUGUGCUAACCUUAGUAAGUAUUUCAGUGAGAAAACAGAUCUUCCUUUGGAUGAAAACACACACACAUCAUCCCCUCAGUACCAGUACAAUCACCACGUGAAGAGCUAUGAGGAGCCUUCAUAUCCUGCUCUUCCUGAGAAGGCACAAAAGGAGGACUCUGAACGCCACAAUGAUGAUGAUGACGAUUUUUUUUCAUUCUCUAGAUUCAAACCCUUACAGUGUUCUGAGUGUGACAUGACCUUUCCAUCUUUCUUUGAGCUUAUUUCUCAUCAGGACAUUCAUGCAGAGGAAAAGCCCCGUAAAUGCAAAACAUGUGAAAAAAGUUUUACUUCAGAGACAGAACUUAUAUGCCACCAGAAGAGCCACACAGCAGAGGAACCUUUUAAAUGUACCGUGUGUGGAAAAAGUUUCAGGGUAAUUAUGCAUCUCAUUACUCAUAAGCGCACUCAUAUGAAAAACACCAAGUAAAUAUAACAAGUGGCUUUUCAGUAUCUGUACAGUAAGAAAAUAGUUACUGUUUAUGUGCCAGGCACUGUGCUAAGCACUUUAUACAUAUUCCAUGUAUAUUAAUUUUUACUACAACCUUGUUUUAGGCAGUAUUACUUCUAUUUUAUAACAGAGGAAGCAUAAUCAGUAUCACAUACUGUAUGAAGCCAGGGUUCAAACUCAGUUAUUUUUUAAAUUACAUUCAUAUGAGCCAGAUAAAGAUACAGAAUUUUUGUUUAAAUUCAGCUUUCAUUAAAAUGAAGGCUACUGUUAGAGUUCUUUUAAUUUUGUUUAUGUCGUUUCUAUGUUU
This is a messenger RNA of Otolemur garnettii (small-eared galago), 1766 nucleotides long. It is a transcript of the gene ZNF597, whose product is annotated as zinc finger protein 597. The record is from RefSeq and is a predicted model, not a curated record. The transcript is spliced from 4 exons. Bases 164 to 1438 code for a protein of 424 amino acids. Gene Ontology annotation, biological process: regulation of DNA-templated transcription. NCBI's taxonomy places the organism in Eukaryota, Metazoa, Chordata, Mammalia, Primates, Galagidae.